UGGCUCUAUCCCAUGUUUACAUAGAAAACGAGCGUGGAAGGACCGAAAACGACUUAACACGCCAACAAGAAAGGAAAGGCAUUAGAGAUUUGAGACACUGCCAGAGUCUUCUCACAGGAAGUGGAGGCGUGGAGGAAGGAAGACGUUGAAAAAAUGGCACGAGAAAGAAUCCCGUCAGCUUUAUGGCUUCCCUCUCAACCAAGUGUUACUCGUAAAAUGCGUCACGGAAUAUUCUUACUUUUAUGGUUACUUAAUUUUUCUUCUGUAUAUUCAGAUAUAACAGACGGCAAUACGGAGCACCUAAAGCGCGAGCACUCGCUCAUUAAGCCAUAUCAGGGAGUUGGAACAAGUCCCUCUAGUCAGUGGGACUUUUGGGGAAGUACUUUAGUAACCAGCCAGUAUGUACGCCUAACUUCUGACGAGCGGAGCAAACAAGGGUCUAUCUGGAAUACAGUGCCAUGCUAUUUGAAGGAUUGGGAGAUGCAUGUGCAAUUUAAAGUUCAUGGAUCAGGAAGGAAGAAUCUCCAUGGAGAUGGCUUUGCUGUUUGGUAUACAAAAGACAGACUACAUCAUGGCUCCGUGUUUGGCAGUAGUGCCAAUUUCCAUGGGUUGGCUAUUUUUAUUGACACUUUCCCUAAAGAUGAGGCUCCAGAUCGCUCCUUUCCCUAUAUUUCUGCAAUGGUUAGUAAUGGUUCUCUUCCAUAUGACCAUGGGAAAGACGGCCGGUCCACUGAAUUAGGAGGUUGCUCUGCUGAAGUCAGAAAUAAAGACCAUGACACCUACAUGGCUAUUCGAUACUCCAAAGGUAGACUCACGAUUAUGGUGGAUGUGGAUGACAGGAAUGAUUGGAAAGAAUGUAUUGAUAUCGGGGGGGUUCGCCUCCCUACAGGCUACUACUUUGGGGCUUCUGCAGCUACAGGAGAUCUCUCUGACAACCAUGACAUCAUCUCUAUGAAGAUGUACCAGCUGAUGGUAGAACAUACUCCUGAGGAGGACAACCAGGACUGGACGAAGAUUGAGCCUAGUGUCAGUCUCCUCAAGUCCCCUAAAGAUAAUAUUGAUGAUCCAACUGGAAAUUUCCGAAGCACACCCCUCACUGGAUGGAAGGUCUUCCUACUGCUGCUAUGUGCCCUGCUUGGAAUUGUGGUUUGUGCAGUCGUAGGUGCAGUGGUCUUUCAGAAACGUCAGGAAAGAAACAAGAGGUUCUACUAAACCGCUCCAACAUGAUUUCAAAGAACUUUAGAGAUCAUAGAAGGAAAACAUCAAUGUGAAUUUUUAACAACUGUAUAAAUGUUUAUAUUUUUGAAGUGCUUGAUUGGAAGGAAAACUGGUUUGCAUCUACGGAGUAGGAUGCGUGGCUUCAAUGAAUUUAUUUAUGUUGGUCUGUCUGAUUUGGGUUUUGCAAGAUUGUGUUGUGCUGAUGUCUUUUGGGCUGAAGUAUAUAUAUAAAUUACACAUUUUCAUUGCAGUCUUGCAUAGGACAUCUUCAUUUUGUUUAUGCCCUGUAGAAAACUUGUUUUAGUUACAUUUACACUAUCAUAAAGUUUUGGUGAUUUUAUUUUUAUAGCAUUGUUUCGAAAACUUUAUCUGCUUUACUUUGCCAUCUGCACAUUAUAAUUUUGUUCUGCUAUGGAGUACCAUUUUAGAGCCUUUUUAAUUUACUUCGUAAGAGGAUUUUAAUGGACUACACAAGACGAAAUCAAACUGAUUAAAAAUUUCCUUUUCAAAUGAUCAAAUCAAUUUAAAUCUCAUACCUUAUUUUCAGGAAGUACUGUCCUGAUCCAAUUUUGUUCAUGGUCUCUACAGUAGUGUAUUUGAACCUUUUCCCAGUAUUAUACAUUUUUGACCGAACGUGCACCAAAAUGUGGUUGGGUAUUCACUUGUAAGGUGAAUUAAUAUCUCUACAGGAUAACAAGAAUUCAACCUUAUGGGAGUUUUCACCUAAAUCGGUGUUUAAUAAAUUUGGCAAGUUUUACUUUGACCACUGCAAAGAGUAAUUGCAUUGCACUGAAUUACAAUUGUUUCUGAAAGAAGCAAGUUCCUGUAAGAAGUUUAUUUUCUGAUAAAGAGCGAGCAAGCGGGCAAUGAAGUGAUGCUUUUUGGAGAGAAAAUAAAGCAGUUCUACCAGUGGAUUUAAAUGUUUGAUGUUUU
Molecule: messenger RNA, 2151 nt
Organism: Xyrauchen texanus (razorback sucker)
Lineage: Eukaryota; Metazoa; Chordata; Actinopteri; Cypriniformes; Catostomidae
Product: vesicular integral-membrane protein VIP36-like
Exons: 8
Coding region: 154-1212 (352 amino acids)
Biological process (GO): endoplasmic reticulum organization; Golgi organization; endoplasmic reticulum to Golgi vesicle-mediated transport
Cellular component (GO): Golgi membrane; endoplasmic reticulum-Golgi intermediate compartment; endoplasmic reticulum membrane
Molecular function (GO): D-mannose binding
Source: RefSeq, a predicted model, not a curated record